Hemibagrus wyckioides is the source of this 4895-nucleotide messenger RNA. RefSeq names its product ATP-binding cassette, sub-family B (MDR/TAP), member 6a (gene abcb6a). The transcript is spliced from 20 exons. Gene Ontology annotation, cellular component: membrane. Bases 179 to 2737 code for a protein of 852 amino acids. Gene Ontology annotation, molecular function: ATP binding; ATP hydrolysis activity; heme binding. The record is from RefSeq and is a predicted model, not a curated record. NCBI's taxonomy places the organism in Eukaryota, Metazoa, Chordata, Actinopteri, Siluriformes, Bagridae. Gene Ontology annotation, biological process: transmembrane transport; heme transport.
UCCGGUAUGUUUGGACAGAGAGUGAGGCGGGUGUUAUAGAGCUUCUGUGACAAGGACGGAGAAGGCGUGCAGCUGAAAUGGCUCUCUUUGUUACGCACUUGUAGUUUAUUGAGGACAUUUUUGCGUUUAAAGGAUUCCUCUGCGUUAUAGAAGACUUGUCUUAGGGUUUUGUAGGAAAAUGGUGGAACUCAGGAGCUUCUGUGAGCCAGGAGUUUCCCUGCAGCGCGUGUGGACCGAUGGUGGAUUCACGCCCUGCUUCUUCUUCACCCUCGUCCCCUCCGUCCUCGGGACGCUGGCCGUCCUCCUCGGCACCCUCCACUGCGUGUGCUACACUCGCUAUGGAACCCACAUGGAGCCCCGAUUCGUGCCCCGUUCCCACCUUUACAAACUGCAGCUGGUUCUCUCGGUGCUGCUUGGCCUCCAGGCGCUGGUCUGGAUGAUAUUCCGGGUGGUACGGGACACCCCGGUGCCCGGGUACGUGAUCCUCUGCGGCUGUCUCUAUGCCCUGGCGUGGGUGUGGGCGACUGCGCUGCUGAGAAUGGAGAGGAAGAGGGUUCUAGUGAGGGACAGGACGAGAGGACACAGCGCCGUGCUGCUGCUCUACUGGACAACGGCGUUCGUCGCUGAGAACCUGGCGUUCGUCUCGUGGGAGAGCCCCAAGUGGUGGUGGGGGUUCGAGAACCCAGAGCAGCUAGUGGAAUUUGCGUUCUGGUUGUUUCGCUAUAUUUGCUCUGGGAUACUGUUCUUCGUUGGCCUCAAGGCUCCAGGACUGCCGCGAAGACCCUACACGCUCCUCAUUAACGAGGACGAGCGGGAUGUGGAAAGCAGUGGACAGCUGUUGCUAGGUGACGCAGCACAGAAUCAGUCGGCGUGGAGCGACUUCAGGAAGAAGGUGCGUCUCCUGGUGCCGUACAUGUGGCCGAGGGGCAGCGUCCUCCUCCAGCUCCUCGUCCUGCUGUGUCUCGGCCUGCUGGGAGCCGAACGCGCCAUCAACGUCUUCGUCCCCAUCUACUACAAAAACAUAGUGAACGAGCUGACAGAUGGAAGUCCUUGGAAGACUUUGGCUACCACGGUGUGCAUCUACGUCCUGCUCAAGUUCCUGCAGGGAGGCGGAGCUGGUUCUUCAGGCUUCGUCAGCAACGCGCGUUCCUUCCUGUGGAUCCGCGUGCAGCAGUACACCGGCCGCGUGGUGCAGGUCCGCCUCUUCGCCCAUUUACACUCGCUGUCUCUGCGCUGGCACCUGCAGCGGCGCACCGGGGAAGUCCUGCGCAGCAUCGACCGAGGAACCUCCUCCAUUGACAGCCUGCUCAGCUACAUUGUGUUCAGCAUCCUCCCCACAAUCGCCGACAUCAUCAUCGCCAUCAUCUUCUUCACCUCCAACUUCAACGCCUGGUUCGGCCUCAUCAUCUUCAUCUGCAUGGCGCUUUACCUGACUCUUACCAUCAUCAUCACCGAAUGGAGGACGAAGUACAGGCGAGAAAUGAACACGCAGGACAACAACGCCAAGGCCAAAGCAGUGGACUCGCUGCUGAACUUCGAGACGGUGAAAUACUACAACGCUGAGGAUUAUGAAGUAGGCCGCUUCGAGGAAGCCAUCCUGAAAUACCAGUCGUUGGAGUGGCUGACCAAUGCGUCUCUGGCGCUGCUGAAUCAGACCCAGAAUCUGAUCAUCGGUUCGGGGCUGCUGGCCGGCUCACUGCUCUGCGCGUACUUCGUCACCGAGGGCAAGUUUCAGGUUGGAGAUUAUGUUUUAUUCGGUACGUACAUCAUACAGCUCUACACACCUCUCAACUGGUUCGGCACAUACUACAGGGUCAUCCAGAGGUCAUUCAUCGACAUGGAGAGCAUGUUCAAGCUGUUUGAUGAAGAAGAGGAGGUGAAGGACGACGUGAACGCCGGAACCCUGCACUACAAACAGGGAAAGAUAGAGUUCGAGAACGUUUCCUUUAGCUACGUAGAAGGGAAAGAGAUUCUGAAGGACGUCUCCUUCAUGGUCCAGCCCGGUCAAACCGUAGCACUCGUGGGUCAGUCAGGCUCGGGGAAGAGCACCAUCAUCCGUCUGCUCUUCCGUUUCUACGACGUUCAGGGCGGCUGUAUCCGCAUCGACGGCCAGGACGUUACCAAGGUGAAGCAGGCCUCGUUGCGCUCCCACAUUGGAGUAGUGCCCCAGGAUACCGUCCUCUUCAACGAUAACAUUCGUGAAAAUAUCCGUUACGGUCGAAUCUCCGCCUCCGACCAGGAAGUGGAGAACGCCGCCAUCGCUGCUGACAUCCAUGACAAAAUUCUCACCUUCUCUGAUGGCUACAACACACAGGUAGGAGAGAGAGGUCUGAAGCUGAGUGGAGGAGAGAAGCAGAGAGUAGCCAUCGCUCGCACCAUUCUCAAAGCCCCUCAGAUCAUCCUGCUGGAUGAGGCCACUUCUGCCCUGGACACACAGACGGAGCGCAACAUUCAGGCCUCACUGGCCAAAGUGUGCGCUAACAGAACCACCGUUGUGGUGGCCCAUAGGUUGUCGACCAUCAUCGGAGCCGAUCAGAUCCUCGUUCUGCGGGAAGGUCAGAUCGCCGAGAGAGGGAGACAUGAGGAGCUUUUAGCUAAAGGAGGGCUCUACGCUGACAUGUGGCUCAAACAGCAGCAGGCCUCCGACUCGGACUCAGCCUCCGACUCGGAAACCAAAGACAGGCGUCCUGAGAAACUCCAGCCUCCAUCGUCCUCUGCAGGACACAAGCAUCACUGAGCCUAACACUAUUUUCAUGUGAAGACAAUUUCAUAUCGAAGAUAAUGUUUCUAUGGUAUUAUAUUACACAGAUCUACGACAUAAUCACGUCACCAACAAUACUACUGCUGUCAUUAGACGAGGUAACAUACGUUUUUUUUAGUCUCUCAGGAAAUUCUCUUGUCUCACAGAACUGUAUUAGCAGUGCAGACUUUACUUAGAAAGAGAACAUGUUCACGUGAGAAGUGAUCCGCUCUUUCACUGACUCGAGACAUGGUGGUGGUAGCAUUCGCUUUAGAUUUGUUCAUAUUAAAGUAAAAGCUGCUUCGUGAGUUUGAUGGAACUGAAGCAGGGGGUGAAACGUGGCGGAUAAAUCAUGUGAUUUUUCGAGGCAGAGUAGAAUUUACGGAUGCUGGAGAAUUUACGUGGUCAAGCUUUUCCAAUCUGAAAGAAUCUGUGCUUAGCUGUUUGGUUUAUUUGAUACAUGCUGGUGGUAGCAUUUGCAUAUAGCUGUGUUGAUGGGUUUUUCCUAUAAGACAUUGAAUGAAUUUAGUAUGAUGUUCAAUCACAACAUCAUGUUUUUUGUUUCUGUUAUUACAUAAAGUAACUAUAAUAGUUCAGCUGCGUAAACACGAUAAAAACGCUAACAUUUUUUUAUUGCGUGAUUAAAACCAGUAAACAAGACACUUGCAAGCUGGGAGAUUUGAAACACUGGCAUAAAGAAUUUCCUCUUGUGUUAACUAUGGUUUUUAGUUAUCUAGUUCAUUAUUAACUACAUUAUUUUUUAUUUAAAUUUGUAUAUAUUAGCGAUUUUUUUUGUAUAAUAAAUAGAAUAAAUAAAAUAGAAUAAAUAUUCUAUAUAUUUAUCACAACUGACAUUAUAAUAAUAAUAAAAAAGUGGUAAAUAGGAAUAAAAUAAAAGACACAAUACAUUAAAAUAAAAUGUGUUUAAUGUGUAAAGUAAAGGACACUGAUUCAUGGAGACAGGUUUAUAUAUUUAAGGUAAUAUAUAUUUAAGGUCUUUUCAGGGUAUUUUUCUUUAUUCAGGCAGCUUGUGGUGUUAUAUUUUAUGUUCUAGAUAAAUAAAGCAGUGUGUCUAGGUGUGUGUUAAGAGACAAAGACACAACACACACACAUUCUGUUAAGACAAAUGGGUGUAGAGAGUUAUGGGAUCUGGGUGUGACAGAUAACAUGCACCAACAUCUGUGCACCAAAAUGUGGCCUUUUGUAUUGAAAACAUUUUUAUGAGUGUUUUUUGCCAAGAAAGAACAAAUUCCUGAAUAUGAAAUAAAUUCUAAUUAAAUUUAAAUUUUGCAAUUAAAUUAGAAUUAAAUUAAUCUGUGUAUUAAUUAAAAUAUAUUUAAAAAAUAAAUAAUAAAGGGAUCUGUGAAUGAAAUAAAAAUGUAAAUAAAUAAAUAAAAACUAAAUAGAAAUUUAAUCCUUUUCUUCUGAAUACUUUGAGCUUAUCUGGUCCUGUAUAUGGAUUUAUGUAAGAAGAUGCCAAAGAAAUGCUGAGAGCAAAAAAAUAGAAAAAGUUGUCACUAAAUGUGCAUUAGUGUAAGAGCAACUGUGUUUAAUAUAAAAAAUGAAAUUCAUUUACAUAUGUAAAACAUUUUGUAAAUAAAUAAAUAACGAAUGCUGACAGAAUGAACAUUGUAUUUUCUAUGAGCUGCCUUGUGUUGUACUUGAUUGUAAAAGUUGUUAUUAUUGAUGUAUAUCGAGGUCAGAGGUUUAAAAAUGAAACUUUGGAAAUUCUUUAUUUUUCAAAAUAAAUAAGUGACAUUAUUUAAAAUGAACAUAAAGUUGUUUAGUAUUUAUUUAUUUAUUUAUUUACAGUUUAUAUCAGAAUGGCUGUGAAACAUGGUGGUGGUAGCGUUGUGUUUGAAGUUUCACCUCUUGGCCUCUUGUUUAUUUCUUUGGCUAAUCCUCUCAUUACUCUACCUGAAUAUCACUUCAUAACACAUUAUAACACGUUCAUUUUUAUGAGUUUAACAGAAGAAUUAAUACUUUUAUGCACAUUAGAAUAAAAUGUACUUUUUAUUGAUUUUUAUUUACCUCAGACAUUUUGAAUUUUUUUUCCCUCCAAACAUUCCCAGGUUUUGAACAAGUUACAUUGUAAGAACGUGUGAAAUAUUAUGUAUCUUCAUAUAUAAACAAUUAAAUUUUUUUAUUAAAAUUA